Anopheles marshallii is the source of this 3270-nucleotide messenger RNA. Its product is annotated as B-box type zinc finger protein ncl-1-like. Gene Ontology annotation, cellular component: chromatin; nucleoplasm. Gene Ontology annotation, molecular function: ubiquitin-protein transferase activity; protein binding; zinc ion binding. Lineage: Eukaryota; Metazoa; Arthropoda; Insecta; Diptera; Culicidae. Gene Ontology annotation, biological process: positive regulation of DNA-templated transcription. Bases 1 to 3270 code for a protein of 1089 amino acids. The transcript is spliced from 5 exons. The record is from RefSeq and is a predicted model, not a curated record.
AUGACGCUUGCUGAAAUGUACUCUUUCUCGACCAGUAAAUCCGGCGGAAGUGCGAACGGUAGCGGUAGUUCGCUAGUGUCGUCGGCGACUACGUCUUCCGGUGGAUCUUCGACGGUGUCGACUUCAUCGGUUGCUGCGGAAGUGACGGUUAGCUCUACGUCCGUUUCGAUUGGGUCCACUAUUCAAUCGAUGGUUGUUUCGGUGGCCGCUGCCUCGCCGGAGUUGGUUGCUGGUGUAGCGGAACGUACGAUAGCCGGCGGUGUACCAGCGGUAUCGAGUGCUACGGUGUCGUCAACGACGCUGACGAGCUCUACUGCUGUGGCCAUUUUACAGCAAACGGCACCUAGCGUUGCCGUACUGGUGUCACCCCGUUCGGACCAACUCGUGCCGAAGUUGAUCGGGGGCCCAUCGCCGAACAGCAGCAGCAGCGUUUGCAGCAACGGUAGCAGUACUAGUAGUAGCAUGUUUCCGGAAGUUUUUAAGCUGGACGAUAUGCUGGAUUUGGAGAACGUGGGCAAUAGUUCGCUGAGCGAGAAUGGGAGCUCUGGUGGCGAUUUUCAACUGGAUAACAGUUCGCUUUCCGAUUUGAUGGAACAGGACUGUACCCUUUGCAAAAACAAAUACACUUCGCCUCGUGUGCUGUCCUGUUUGCAUGUGUUUUGCGAGAGCUGUCUGGAUAAGCUGUUGGUCGAUGGUUCCGGUGAUAAGAACCUUGAAGACGGUAAUGGUAGUACGAUCGUUUGCACCAUUUGCAAACAAUCUACUUCGAUCGGUCCGAAGGGUGCAGCUGGCCUUCAUCAGGAUUACAUUUUGAGCAACGUGCUUGAUUUGUCCACAAUCGAACCAGCACUUCUAGCGUGCACCUCGUGCAAGAGCAAGGAAAUGGCCAUAUCGCGCUGCAAUGACUGUGCCAACUUUUUGUGCGACAGUUGCGAGUAUGCGCAUCAACAUAUGCGCUGCUUCGAGGAUCAUAAGGUAGUGCAGUUGGAGGAUUUGCGCAAGUCGUCCGAAAAGGUGGCCAUUCACAAGCCGCUCUACUGUCCGGUGCAUGCGACGGAAAACUUGAAGUAUUACUGCUUCAAUUGUUCAACGCCGGUAUGCAACGAAUGUUUGAUCGGUGAGCACAAAGGCAACGAUCAUACCUACCAUAUCAUCAGCGAGGCCGAGAAGCCGAUGCGCCAGGAACUGGAGUGCUCGAUGCGGGAGGCAAAGUCCAAAAUCGAAUGCUGCAAUCAAGCGACUGCUAAGCUGGAAUCGUCACUGCACGAGUUACAGAGCCAGUACGAGACAGCACGCGGACUUAUUAAUGAGUCAUUCCAGAGCUUUAAGGCGGUGCUGGAGCAGUGCAGGGAAGAUUCGCUGAAGAAUUUGGAAAAGCUGCAUUCCGAGCGGGAACUGAAGAUCAUGGAUCUUUACGAUAAUGUUGCGAAGUCGGUGGAGAAAAUCGAAGUCGCCACUAAGUACGCCCGAAAGGUGCUGGAUCAGGCCAAUGGGCCAGAACUGUUGAGCCUGAAAAGCAUGAUAUGUGCCCAACUGAGCCAAGUAAUGGGUACUGCUCCAAAGGGUGACGUGAAAUUCUCGAUUGAGUUUCAAAGCAACUACGAAAAAUUCGAACAACUCGUACCGGAGCUUUUUGGGAAAUUCCGCACCGAAUCUUGCUUAUCGGGGAAUUUGAACGAAACUACACCAUCUCCUACGCUCCCCGGCGUGCCAAUAAUGGUUUCCGAGGCGCACCACCAACCUGGGAAUGGAAAUUGUGGACUUAGCCAGGGUCCACUAACUGCAUCGGUAACUGCCAGCAGUCCAAUCUCACUACCAACCUCAAUGCAAUCGUCAUUCGACGGUGACAUCUCGACGCUUGGCACUGCUUACAUUCUGCCGAACGUGCUGACUCCGGAACCGGCGACCGGAGCGGGAACGAUUUCCGGCGCUUCUAAUCCACUCAGUGGUGGCACACCAUCACCGGGUGUCGUGGUUGGAGCGGGACCUCCAACACUUCCCGGCCUGUCCAGCAUUGCCGAGUAUAAUCUUCAUCGUUUGGCAAAUUUGGCUGGUGAAUCCUCCGCGAACGACAUGACCGAUUCAAUUGUACCUGUGGUUAACAGCAAUCCGGCGACGGUAUCGACCGCUGGUGCAACGCCGAAUUUUACAUUGGCUGACUUGAUAUCUGGCAACCAGCACGCCAUACAGGCGCUGGCCAAGUAUUCUUCCAUGGGCGGUCAAGAUAUGGGCAAUGGUGCGAUGCUAACGCCCCAUCCGAGCCUGGACAAUGUGCCGAUGAUGAAUGAUUUCCCGGGUGUGCUGCCGGGCUCGACAUCUCCUAUCCUGCCCGUUCCACCGAACAUGCCGACUAUCGAUGGUCCCGGGAUGAAUGGUGCUGGUAGCGAUAUGGCUAUGAGCCGCUUCCAGCCGUCGAUGUGUGUGAAUGGGCGUACCAAGGCCACGCCGAUGCAGAUUCGUACGAAAUUUGGUUCACUCGGGCAAACGAAGGGUCAGUUCAACUCGCCGCACGGCUUCUGUUUGGGCGUGGACGAGGAAAUCGUUGUGGCCGAUACGAACAAUCAUCGCAUCGAGAUAUUCGAAAAGAACGGAACUUUCAAGUUUUCGUUCGGCGUACCGGGCAAGGAGGAGGGUCAACUGUUUUACCCGCGCAAGGUGGCAGUCAUGCGCACCAGUGCCAAGUUUGUGGUGUGUGAUAGGGGCAACGAGCGUUCGAGGAUGCAAAUAUUUUCCAAAAACGGCCAUUUCAUCAAGAAGAUCGCCAUCAGAUACAUCGAUAUUGUUGCCGGAUUGGCCGUUACAAACAAGGGGUUGAUUGUGGCAGUGGACAGCGUUUCGCCGACCGUGUUUAUCAUAUGCGAAGACGGCAAUCUGAUACACUGGUUCGAUUGUAGCGACUUUAUGCGUGAACCAUCGGAUAUAGCUAUCAACGGAACGGAUUUCUUCGUGUGCGAUUUCAAGGGUCACUGCGUGGCAGUAUUUGCAGAAGAUGGUACGUUUAAGUAUCGUAUCGGCAGUGAGAAGAUAACCUGCUUCCCAAACGGUAUCGAUAUAUCUGAUGCUGGAGAUGUACUAAUUGGCGAUUCGCACGGUAAUCGCUUCCACGUCGCUUGCUAUUCGAAGGAUGGACACUUACAGUCGGAGUUUGAGUGUCCUUAUGUGAAGGUAUCUCGCUGCUGUGGACUUAAAAUCACCUCCGAGGGAUAUGUGGUAACUUUAGCCAAAAAUAAUCAUCAUGUCCUUGUCCUGAAUACACUGUAUAUUCAGUGA